GUAGCCUAGCCUGGCCUAGCCUGCCACUAAACGCAUAAACUUUAGCGCGGCAGUUGUGCAAGUCGUAAGCUACUGCGAGUCACUAGUAUGCUAUACGCUCUUAAAAGUGAGAGGUGUGAUAAUUGUGACCAGGAAGACUAACAAGCCAUUUGCUGAACAGGCUAGCGGCAGUAUUUUUAUAUGUAACCGUUGUCGUGGGGGUAAGACACCAGGCUGUCGGCGCGAACCCCACUCCGGCAGAUCAGACGUGCAAGAAGCCCCUGUGCAACAGCAACACUGUUGGGGCAAUUGCACUGCUACAAUGAGACGGGCAGAAGGGGCAUACAGCUAUUCACAGGCACUGAAAGGCGAACAACAUGUUCCACUUUGUGAUGACACUGAUGAGACAAACCUGCAUCUUCUUGCGAUUGAGCCCAGUUGUGACACAGCUGCACUUGAGGUCAAGAAGCAAGGAUGGUCGUGUAUCUGUGCAGUGGAGCAGCAUCCACCAGUGCCAGACCUUUAUGACCUGCAGCAACAGCUAGGUGAGGCUGGUCCGUGUUCCGACACCGGUUCGACGUCUUCUGGCUCUGAAACCUGCUUGCAAAAGAGCAAGAUUAUAGGUGCAAGCAACUCCUCUGCAACAGCAAGACUAGAGGAGAAGGGUUGUGGACUACUUACGAGUACUUGCACUGCUGCAAUGAGACGGUCAGAAGGGACGUACAGCUAUUCAGAGGCACUGAAAGGUGAAAGAUGCGUUUCACUUCAUGGUGGCACUGAUGAGACAAACCUGCAUCCACUGGAUAUUGAGCCCAGAUGUGACACAACUGUGCGAGAGGUCAAGAAGCAAGUGGAGCAGCAUCCACCGGUGGCAGACUUUUUUGACCUGCAGCGGCAGCUAGAAAGGGUUGCACCUUUUUCUGACCCAACUUUCACAUCUAGCUCUGAGGCCUUCUCACAAAGGAGCAAGAGCAAAGCUCAGAUUGUGAAGAUAGUUCACAUGGUGAAAAAAAGAUUGCCAGAAUACGAGGAGCAGGAGAUCCACAAACACGUGGUUGACCUACGCAGAUCGCAGGGUGGCUUCUCGCAUAUGAAGUUGAAUGCCAUUGUCGCCCUUGUGCUCAGCCACAUGAGGAACAUUGCACACGAUGCAGCAUCUACAGUCAAGCCUGCUUCUUAAGUCAUCAUGCAGCUUCUGCCUUGGCCACAUGCUUCUUGAAUGUUCUCUAUAGUGACCAAACAUUGUUGAUGUUUUGUUUUUACUGAACUUGCUUAAGAUGACUUUUGCGACUGUGAUAUGCACAUAGAGACUGUCUACUUUGGUGAAAACGUGCGAUGUAUGCCCAAGAUCUAUUUUUAUUGAAUCAAGAGUGUGGCUGUUAUAAUGAACCAUUGUUACUUUGAUUAUCCCAGCUAUGUUGCUUAGGCAAUGAUGCUGCCACAAAAGUCUGUUUCCAAUGACACAUGUUAGCGCUAUUUGUGUAGAUAUGCAUGUUUGGUGCAAAUAAACAGUUCAAUUUAAAGCAAAGCCUCCUUUGCCUUUUCCUGCUGAGCACGAGGUCGUGGGAUCGAAUCCCGGCCGUGGCGGCUGCAUUUCGAUGGGGGCGAAAUGCGAAAACACCCGUGUACUUAAAUUUAGGUGCACAUUAAAGAACCCCAGGUGGUCCAAAUUUCCGGAGUCCCCACUACGACAUGCCUCAUAAUCAGAUCGUGGUUCUGGCACGUAAAACCCCAUAAUUAAAUUUUUUUCCUUUGCCUCUUUGAUUUUCCCUCUACUGCUGAUGCUGUCUUGCCGAUUGGCCAGUACCACACAUAGUGCAAACAAGCAUAGGAUAUACGGUUGAACAUCGAUAUAGCAAAGUCGGUAAAAUCGGCACUUCGUUAUAUUGAAGUGUUACAUUGAAAUUUGACAUUUUAUGCAAGUAAUUAGUUGCCGACGGAUUUUUCAUUAAAGGGCCUCUCACCAGGUCUGGCCAUUUUGAGCUGACAAGUGCAAUGCAUACAAUUUACGCUAACGAUUGUGUCUGCUAAGUAUUGCAUUGCUACGCACUGCGGAAAGAGCUGAAAUUUCAAACCAAACGCUGUUUGGCCCUUCUCGCGGGCGCCGUGCUCCCAGCCGGAGUGACGUAUAUAUCGCAGGUGCGCUAUGCAUAUCGCCGUGCUGUGACGUCGCUCAUAGUGACCCGUGACUUCAACAAUUAUUCAAGGCAACAUCAGUUAUUUCUUUAAUCUGUUACUUCAGUAGACCAAUUAAAGUUUAGAGAAAUAAUAAAACGCAAAUCGAAUGUCUGCGUGUUUUUUGUUUUACUUCGUACCGUUGUAGGAGAGAUGUACUUCCGUUUUGUCUGCUUG
Dermacentor silvarum is the source of this 2331-nucleotide messenger RNA. RefSeq lists its product as uncharacterized. The transcript has 8 exons. The record is from RefSeq and is a predicted model, not a curated record. The coding region runs from base 302 to 1159 and encodes 285 amino acids. NCBI's taxonomy places the organism in Eukaryota, Metazoa, Arthropoda, Arachnida, Ixodida, Ixodidae.